GGGAGAGAAGCGGGAUGUUGUGCUCGCAGCUUCCCUCCUCCUCAGACUGAGCAGCAGAUGGAAGGAGACAUCCAUCACUCAGUCUGCGCACAGGACCAACCUGCAGGCGCGUAAAACCUCCGCGCCAUGCCGCCUCUCCUCUCCCUCUGACCGCCCUGCCUCUCUGCCUGCCGCGCGGCGCUGGCGGGAAAACCAUGAAGACGACGCGGAAAUGUCGCGCGCUGCUGUCGGUAGCUUUGAACCUGGCGGCUCUGUUCUUCUCCACCACCGCCUUCGUCACCACGUACUGGUGCGAGGGCACCCAGCGCGUGCCCAAGCCCACCUGCAGCAAACUGAGGCGCCACAACUGCAUCGACUACGGAGUGAACGAGACGGACCAGAGCAAGGUGCACUACAGCUGGGAGACCGGCGACGACCGCUUCCUGUUCCGCCGCUUCCACACCGGCAUCUGGUUCUCCUGCGAGGAGAACAUCCACGGCGCAGGUGAGAAGUGCCGAAGCUUCAUUGAUCUGGCCCCGGCGUCAGAGAGAGGUGUGCUGUGGCUGUCGGUGGUUUCGGAGGUGCUGUACAUCCUGCUGCUGGUGGUGGGCUUCAGCCUCAUGUGUGUGGAGCUCUUCCACUCCAGCAACGUCAUCGAUGGACUCAAACUCAACGCUUUCGCCGCCGUCUUCACCGUGCUGUCUGGUCUGCUGGGUAUGGUGGCCCACAUGAUGUACACUCAGGUGUUCCAGAUCACAGUCAGUCUGGGUCCUGAAGACUGGAGACCCCACAACUGGGACUACGGUUGGUCCUUCUGCAUGGCGUGGGGUUCCUUCACCUGCUGCAUGGCCGCCUCCGUCACCACCCUCAACUCCUACACAAAGACAGUCAUCGAGUUUCGACACAAACGCAAGCUGUUUGAGCAGGGGCUGCGUGAGGAGCAGAACUACCUGGACCAGGAAGCCUUCCACUACUUUGGGGACCGCUCCCUCCAGUCCAUCUCCAGCACAGUGGAGGUCUACCCUGGACACGGCGCCCCCAGAGCUGGGCCGGGUCCGGGUCAGAUGCAUGGUAAAAUAAGGGGCACGUCAGCCUCCAUAGACCAUGGGGAGAACACGGACUCUCUGGGGGAGGAGCAGUGCUGAGGACUGGAGACUGACUGUUGACCUCCAGAACUUUUUCCUUGGUUUCCGUUUGCAGGAAUCAACCAACUUGACCUGAAGCAAAGUGGGAAAACAUGGACUAAAAGAUGAUGAAUGUUUUUGUUUAUUUCAAUGAUGUCAGUCUAAGAAAAAAAAAAAAACUAAAUGGAAUGUGAGACGAACUGGGAUGGAAAGUAGAUUUUGUCCGGCCUUUAAAUGUAUGUUGUGAAAUAUUUAUUUUGAAAGACUUUGGUUCACUGAAAUAAAAUAAACUCUAAAUAAGUAUUUUUUUUCUUAAAA
Molecule: messenger RNA, 1421 nt
Organism: Cyprinodon tularosa
Lineage: Eukaryota; Metazoa; Chordata; Actinopteri; Cyprinodontiformes; Cyprinodontidae
Gene: gsg1l
Product: gsg1-like
Exons: 5
Coding region: 195-1124 (309 amino acids)
Cellular component (GO): plasma membrane
Source: RefSeq, a predicted model, not a curated record